Molecule: messenger RNA, 1241 nt
Organism: Mercenaria mercenaria
Lineage: Eukaryota; Metazoa; Mollusca; Bivalvia; Venerida; Veneridae
Exons: 3
Coding region: 37-1197 (386 amino acids)
Source: RefSeq, a predicted model, not a curated record
CUGAGUUCUGCUGGUUGCGCCGGUUCUUCUAAGUUGAUGGCAACACUCACACUUACCAAGACUGAACAGACAAAUAGUGAUUCAAGCUCAGUCACAAACACAUCUGAAAAUAACACUAGCAGACAGAAACCUAGAAUGAAAAAGAAUAAAAAUGCUGUUUUGCGGAAGUCAAAAUCAGCACAAAAUGGAGAAAAUUUAGACACACAGAAAAAAACACAGAUGAAUGAAGAAAUACACAAGAUCAAAACACAACAAUCUUGCCCUGAGCUUGAUGGAGAAGAUGCUGAUAGUGCAAUAGGAUCUGAAGUAAACAGUGUAAUCGGUAUGCCAUUUGAAGAUGAUCAAUUGCUAGAUGAUUUAGAUAAUUUCAUAUUACAACCAGCCAGUGAAACAUUAAAACAAUCUACAAUUCAGAAAGAUACCAACUUUCAUAGUCCUACAUCGAGAACCCUCUCCAGGCAACCAGCUUCUGUUGCCACGAAGUUGCCUACAACACAAACCAGAACAGUGGAAACAGAAUAUAGCACACCUCAGAAAGGGAAAUUUCAGCGUAACAGGAUACAACCUGUUAAUAAAGUUCCAGAAAAUGCCUUCCAAACAGAAAGCCUUGAUGUUAGCAACAACCUAGAAACAUCAGAUGUACGAAUUGAUGGAGAACAAUCUUUAACUACCGAAUCUUUAACCACCAAGUUACCACCCAAUUACAGUACAGAAGCAUCAUCUUUACCUCCUUGUUCUAGAGGGGGUAUGUCAGACUUUGUCAUUCUCCAUACAGAUGCAGACAUGGAAGAAGCGUGUGCCUUCAUGAACCAUUUAAAAAAUGACACUGGCAUUGAGCAUCUUACAGUCGAAUUACUGAGUAGCAUCAACGUUGGAAAACCUGGAAUGCAAAGUCUAGCGGCACUACACGAGAAUUAUCGAUACAUUCUGACUUAUGUCACAGAUAACCUAGCAAGUGACAAGUACUGCAGAUUCCUGCAAGAAAUCUUACUGACAUUUGGUCUGAAGAAAGCAAACGGACAAGAAGAUCGGGUUGUGCCUGUAUUUACGAAGAAUGAAUGCUGCAACAUCCUAGAAAUAAGUGUACUACACGGACUACAAUAUUUCCAAUUUCAUUCACUUAACUCAUUGAUUAGUGACUUGUGCCUGAACAGUGUCAGAAAACUUGUUCGAGAGGGAAGAGAAAAGUUUCCAUAGAAUGUAUUGGUUGAUUUAUCUAAUAAAUUUUCUGUUUACCAGCA